Messenger RNA from Sarcophilus harrisii (Tasmanian devil), 1777 nucleotides. RefSeq names its product zinc activated ion channel (gene ZACN). Gene Ontology annotation, biological process: signal transduction; regulation of membrane potential; chemical synaptic transmission. The record is from RefSeq and is a predicted model, not a curated record. Lineage: Eukaryota; Metazoa; Chordata; Mammalia; Dasyuromorphia; Dasyuridae. Gene Ontology annotation, cellular component: neuron projection; synapse; membrane. Gene Ontology annotation, molecular function: transmembrane signaling receptor activity; neurotransmitter receptor activity; extracellular ligand-gated monoatomic ion channel activity.
AUGAAAUUAGAGGCCACUUCAGGGUUUGGAAAGUUUGAUGUGAAACCCAGGUCUGCAAAGUCUGUGCUGGUCUGGAGUGAAAGCUUCCGGAUCAGGUUUAACUUGUCCCUUUAGUGCCUUUGCAGAGCCUUCCUGAUGACGAUUCUGCAGCUGCUGCUUGAGCUCUCCCUCCUUGGGUCCGCCUGGAUGCCCCUAGCUUGCCUAGACUCGCUGUUGGCAACUGAGGUCAGUCCUCAGAUCCCGGAUAAUGGGAGUGCACCUCUGCUCGUUGACGUGCAUGUGUUUGUCUCCAAUGUCUUCGAUGUGAACAUCUUGCAGUACACAGUGUCCUCCGCGCUGCUAUUGAGACUGUCGUGGUUCGACCCUCAUCUGUCGUGGCAUGAGAGUACAGACCCACGGAGUUCCAUCACCUUGCCCUCAAAUUUGCUGUGGACCCCUGACCUCACCAUUCGCGAAGGCCUCUCCGUAGAAUGGAGGGAGCACAAUCCACGGGCGCGGGUAAGCAGAAAGGGUUUUGUGGAGCUCUACACCGCGGUCACCACCAAGACGAACUGCGACUUUGAACUUCUCCGCUUCCCCAGUGAUAAAAGUGACUGCAACCUCAGUUUCUAUGCUUUCAGCAACACAGUUGAAGAGUUGGCAUUUCAUCCCCAUGCAGUGAAUGAGAUUGUGAGCGUGAAACGGGAAUAUAUGGUUCGAGGUUUAAAAGCCCAGGUCCCAGACCAGCAGUUGGUACCUUGCUUCCAGGUGACGCUAAGCCUAGAGAACACGGCUAUAAAGACAACAAUGGCCUUGGUGGUACCAGGGGUGGCAAUACUCCUGGCAGAUAUAUGCGGCAGCCUCCUGCCUCUGAAGGCUACUGAGCGUAUCUCUUACAAGGUGACGCUGCUGCUUGGCUACCUCGUCUUCCAUUCAUCUUUGGUGCAGGCCCUUCCCAGCUCUUCCUCCUGUAAUCCUCUCCUGAUUUCCUACUUCACAGUGCUACUGAUACUACUCUCCCUCAGCACCAUGGAGACCGUGCUGAUGUCUGGCUUGCUGGCUCGAGGCAACUUCAGCCCAAAGAGCAGGCCAAACCCAGUUCCAAGAGAAGUGUUAGACACUGCCAACCCAAAGCCCAGAUCUGAAGGGGAGGGUGUUGUCAUAUGAAGGGCAGCUCCCAUUCUUGUUUCUCCCACAGAGUCCCAAAGGAGAGUUGAGGGGCCAAGGAAGACUUGGGUUGAGGCUAUGGACCAUAUCUUCUUGCUGAUGUAUGCAGCCAUCAUCGGAUGCAGUCAAAUAAUCUUUGUCAUAGUUUGGGUCUGGUGGGAAUGCAAGUCUGACCCACCUCCUGCUACAGAUAUUCCCCAUGGGGGAAAACCUAAGAUCUAAAGGGCUAACACUAGAAAUUGGAUUCAAGAUUCUCAAGAACUAAGAGUCCAAACAAAUAAGAGCUUGGUUUUCCAAAUCUGAGGUCAAGGUUAUAUGACGUCAGCUCUCUCACUCACUAGUCAGGGCCCCUUCCCUCUGUCAGCAUGCAAAUACUAGAGAAAUAAACCUUUCUGUUGAGACUGCAUGUAGCUCCAUGCUCUUGUGACUGUUCUCUUCAGGGCAGGCUUGGAUACCCCACAGACCUCCGUAGCUUUUCUUCUGCCCAUUUCUCUGUGAGCCCUGGACCACAUCUAGCUAGAGUAUCUAAGUAGGCUGAAAAGGAGCAUCUGACUCAAGGUGGCAGGACUAAACAACUUAUCACAUGUUGGGGAUAAGUCAUACAUUUCUGUUCCAGCCUUCCCUCUUCACA